AUCUACUGAAUCAUUCCUGUGGUGGGAUUCAUCCUCUGCAGGUAUCUCACAACGAGUAACAGCCUGAAUAUAGGUCAAAGGUGGUACAUGGGCAAAGAUCAAUCACUGGCAGCCUAUUUAAGUCACUUACUGCAUUAAGUCAUGCAGUAGAGUCACCGAGUUUACACCAUCCAGCUCAAUGAUGAGGGCAUUGAUCGGAGCAGCAUGGAGCCUUCGCAGUCUGUUGAUCGUUAUUCUCACACCACUUUUAAUGCUGCCGCUUCCCCUACUCAUCAACACAAAGGUGGCUCAAUGUGCGUUUACACUGAUACUGAUGGCGGUGUUCUGGAUGACAGAGGCAUUACCUCUGUCUGUGACUGCCCUUCUUCCAGCACUUCUCUUUCCUCUCUUUGGCAUUAUGAAGUCAACACAGGUUGCAAUGAUGUAUUUUAAAGAUUUCCAUUUACUUUUGCUUGGGGUUAUCUGUCUCGCGACCUCGAUUGAGAAGUGGGGUCUGCACCGUCGAAUUGCUCUCAAACUGGUCACUUUGGUUGGAGUUAACCCUGGCAUGUUGAUGCUGGGCUUCAUGACAGGCGUUGCUUUCCUCUCCAUGUGGCUGAGUAACACCUCCACAGUGGCCAUGGUGAUGCCGAUAGCAGAAGCCGUCAUGCAGCAGGUGAUGGGUGCUGAGGGUCAGGUCUAUAGCCAGAAUGAUAAGGCAUUGAAAGGCAUCUGUAAUCCUGCACUCCAGCUGGAUGGAGAUGCUGAGAAACAGUGUGAAAAAGCCAAAGAUGAGAAAAGCAAUGGGGAAGUGCUUAAGAAAGUUGUUAUUACUGUCCCAGAGGAUGAUCAUUCUACAGAAGCUCUGCCAAGUUCUCCACUACACUCGAACUACAGAACACAUCAAGAUGAAAUGAUGUGUAAAAGUUUGUCUCUGGCCAUUGCCUACUCUGCAAGCAUCGGUGGACUGGCAACUCUGCCAGGAACAUCUUCAAAUCUAAUCUUUGCUGAAUUUAUGCAUCAAUUGUACCCAAAAUGCAAGUCCAUCAAUUUUGGAAACUGGUUUAUUUUCUGUCUGCCAGUCUGCAUUCUUGUCCUGUUCUUGUCUUGGAUAUGGAUACACUGGCUGUUUUUGGGCACUAAUUUCUGCUCCAUAAUGUCCUUCAGGAGAGGUCCUUCUGAGAGACAGAUUGCAGCAUCCAAGCAUAUCAAAGCUCAGUACAAUGCAUUGGGAAGCAUGAGCCGACAGGAGAAGAUAACUCUUGCUAUUUUCCUGCUGAUGGCAGUGCUGUGGUUUGUGAGAGAGCCGGGCUUCAUGCCAGGUUGGGCAUCUCUGUUUCCUGAUUAUCCAGGAUAUGCAACUGAUGCCACUGUAUCUCUCCUUCUGGGCAUGUUGUUCUUCAUCAUCCCUGCUAAGUGGCCCACUGCAGAUAACUAUAAUUCUAUGAUAUCAUGGAAGGAAUUCCAGGCCUGUAUGCCAUGGGAGAUCUGUCUGCUUGUGGGAGGGGGUUUUGCAUUAGCAGAGGGCACUAAGGUAUCUGGAUUAUCCACUUGGGUUGCGGAUCUGAUGAGUCCAUUGGGGAGUCUGCCUGUACUGGCCAUUGUCGCUAUUGCAUGUCUGAUUGUCACAUCCAUUACGGAAGUGGCGAGCAAUCCUGCCACCAUCACCAUCUUCCUGCCCAUACUCGCUCCUUUGGCUGAAGCCAUCAACAUCAACCCCCUGUACAUGCUGAUACCAGCAACUCUUAGUGUAUCGUUUUCCUUCUUGCUUCCUGUUUCCAAUCCUCCAAAUGCCAUUGUCUUUGCAUAUGGGCAUGUAAAAAUCAUGGAUAUGGUCAAGGCAGGAUUGGGCUUGAAUGUCAUUGGUGUUCUUUCAGUGCUAUUGGCUAUCAGUACAUGGGGAAGACCAAUCUUUGCUCUGGAUUCUUAUCCUGACUGGGCUCCUGUAUAUGGCAUAACAAAUACAACUGGUUUCUAAUCUAUCACAGUUUACUGCAGUGUCUAAUGUAAAGAAGGAUGAAAAGCGUACAUAAUUGUUGUAUCUUUGUUAAUGUGCUCUGUAUUUAUCUGUGUAGUAAAUGUAAAAAAGCACUAUGUAUAUAACUUUAAUUCACCAGUGACGGUAUCCCCGUGUUUUGUAACAUUGUUCCCUUAGCACACUGUAGAGUAUUGUGUAAAUGAGAUAAAUAUGUGUUUUAUAGCUAUUUUGUAUUGAAGAUACUUUAAUAAAUUCUAAUAUAUAUAUAUAUACAGUCAAGCCGAAAUUAUUCAUACCCCUGGCAAAUUCUGACUUAAAGUUACUUUUAGAAAUGACACACGCGUCUCCCAUAAGAUAAUUAGAAGAUGUACAAGAGGCAUCAUUGUGUGGGAAAAAAAUAAAAUUCAUACCCUUCUCAAUAGUCAAUAGAAAA
Molecule: messenger RNA, 2390 nt
Organism: Tachysurus fulvidraco (yellow catfish)
Lineage: Eukaryota; Metazoa; Chordata; Actinopteri; Siluriformes; Bagridae
Gene: slc13a1
Product: solute carrier family 13 member 1
Exons: 15
Coding region: 179-1957 (592 amino acids)
Biological process (GO): monoatomic anion transmembrane transport
Cellular component (GO): membrane
Molecular function (GO): sodium:sulfate symporter activity
Source: RefSeq, a predicted model, not a curated record